Messenger RNA from Biomphalaria glabrata, 693 nucleotides. RefSeq lists its product as uncharacterized. The transcript is spliced from 5 exons. NCBI's taxonomy places the organism in Eukaryota, Metazoa, Mollusca, Gastropoda, Planorbidae. The record is from RefSeq and is a predicted model, not a curated record. The coding region runs from base 1 to 693 and encodes 230 amino acids.
AUGCCUAUUAAAAGAUCUAAAACAAACACAAUGAUAACAAUAUUGGCAUUCGUUUUUGUUUUAUUUCAAUGCAAAAAAAUAGACACACUUCAGAUAUUUGUGGAAGAAAUGCAAAUUAUAACACUUCAAUGCUCACCCCUUAUUUCUUUAACUUAUUCUGUGGAUGUGUAUUUUGUCAUGAAUACCUCAGAAAACAAAGUAUACUCUUGUUCAAGCGCAGGCAAGAUUGCAACUAUGUCAUGUAUUAGUAAUUUGAAUGGAAGUGUUGCUGAAUUCAAUGCCAGUGGUUCUUACUUCCAAUGGAAUUCAACAGAUUUAAAAUUAAAACGAUCACUCAAAGGAGUAAAAUGUUAUUUUACAAACAAUAAUGGUACUCCAUUCUUUUCUAAUGAUGUUGCAGUUGUGGCCAAAGCACGAGGGGUUCAAUGUUUUGAUUCAAUAUUAAGCAAUAGCAACAAAAAUAUUUCUAUUACCUGCAUGACAUCCAAAAUAUAUCCAGCUGCUAUUUGUACUUUUAAUAAUAGUCGUAUCUUCGACUGUGUUUCAGAGCACCCUACAAUCGUAGAGGAUGUGUUCUACUGUGUCGUCUUCCAGGUGACAGUAUCGACAUCUGGGAUGAUGAUUCUCUCGGAUCCUAACGAAGUAGGCUCUUAUCAGACAGUGUCUAUUCGAAAUCUUGCUAAAAUUGCCUGA